AUGAGUAAAGUUCCUCACGUUGUGAUCAUUGGUGGCUCUUUUGCCGGUAUAGGCGCGGCCGAGAUCCUCGCCGCCUCGAAGAGUCCCGUCAAAGUCACUGUCAUCGCUGAAUCGUCACACUCGUAUUUCGCCGUGGCAGCACCUAGAGCGCUGGUGGAACCUGACGUAACAAAACAGCUGUUUUACUCCAUAAAAGACAAAAUCGGUAAGCUCGGCAACAAAAACGUUUCCUUCGUGUUGGGCAAAGCCACCAAACUCGACGGAGAAAGCCAAACUGUGCUGGUGGAAGACAACACCACAGGCAGCCAACAAACGGUCUCGUACGAUUUUUUGAUUUUGGCUUCGGGGUCCAGAAGUCACUCCCCUGCGUUCAAGCUGCAAGGUGACUAUCUGCAGAGCAAAGACGCGCUGCUUGGAAUGUCGAAAAAUAUCAAAAGUGCCAAAACCAUCGCCGUUCUUGGCGGUGGCCCCACGGCCGUGGAAAUUGCCGGUGAACUGGGCCUCACCUAUGGCAAAGACAAGAAAAUCUCCCUUUACACCGGAGCCUCGGGUCCCUUGGUCAAUUGGAACUCAAAGGUCACCGAUAGGGCAUUGCAACAGCUGGAAAGCCUCGACGUUCAGGUAUUGAACACAACAAAAUCGGUUAAGGUUGACGAAACUAGUGACGGAUCAUCUGAAGUACAUUUCAGCGACGGAACUUCAAAGACUUUCGAUGUUGUAGUAUCGGCGUAUGGAAUUAUUCCAAACUCAGAAUAUUUGGAUGCAAAACUGCUAGACAGCAGUGGAUUCGUGAAGACAGAUGAAUAUUUGGUAACCAAAGCUUACCCAAACGUUUUGGCAUACGGUGAUAUCAUUUCCAAUCGUCCUUGUUCCAUCAUUGACAUUGAAAGAGUCCAACAUGCGACUUUUGCCGCCACAGUCGAUGCUGUAAUCUUCGGUUCAUCUGGUUCAAAGAAAGCCCUAAAGGAUAGUCCAGAAAUGGGUCUAGUUCCAAUUUCCAGAAACGGUGGUGUCGGUGUACUUUUCGGAUGGAGAACACCUUCUUGGUUCGUCAGGCUCUUGAAAUCCAAGGACUUUAUGGUCUCCCGAGGCGCAAAACACUUUGCAUAG
Molecule: messenger RNA, 1110 nt
Organism: Lachancea lanzarotensis
Lineage: Eukaryota; Fungi; Ascomycota; Saccharomycetes; Saccharomycetales; Saccharomycetaceae
Gene: AIF1
Product: LALA0S08e00540g1_1
Exons: 1
Coding region: 1-1110 (369 amino acids)
Cellular component (GO): cytoplasm
Molecular function (GO): flavin adenine dinucleotide binding; electron-transferring-flavoprotein dehydrogenase activity
Source: RefSeq, a predicted model, not a curated record